Messenger RNA from Trichomonas vaginalis G3, 2406 nucleotides. Its product is annotated as VPS9 domain family. NCBI's taxonomy places the organism in Eukaryota, Parabasalia, Trichomonadida, Trichomonadidae. Gene Ontology annotation, molecular function: oxygen binding; heme binding. Bases 1 to 2406 code for a protein of 801 amino acids. The transcript has a single exon. The record is from RefSeq and is a predicted model, not a curated record.
AUGGAUGAUUUACAGAAAUAUCAUACAGAAUCCAAGAUGAUUGAUAGUUCAAUUAGUCAUCAUCUAGAUGAGAUCAAAAAGACGAAAGUAGGUCUUCGAGAACACGCAAAUAAAGCUAUAGACUUAAAAUGUGCAAUCUCACUCAGAUCAGCUUACUUACUUAAAAUAUCUCCAUCAACAGUUCUUAAGGACUCUAAACUCCCUUUCAUCAACUCAAUGAAGCUAAAUCCCGCAAAAAGUAUCAAUGACAUCCGAAUUCUUAGUCCUCUUCGCAAUGAUACUAUACAAUUCUUAAACACACUGAUCAAGGGUAUUGAUGAUCUACCUGAAAUGCUUGCAUCUCUCGAUCCUUCUCAUUUAAUUGAAUGUCGUAGCUUUAUUCCAGAGUAUUUCGAGCCUUUUUCGCUAUUUGCAAGCUCUACACUUCCAGCUUUAUUCGGAUUUUGUUGGACAGAAGAGUUUACAAGAGCAUAUAUCAACUUUUUGUCAAAGAUUGCGAAAAACCUCCCAUCUUCUAUUUACGAUAACUUUAGAUCACACUGGCUCUACGACUGCUACAAAAACUUUAUUUACAGAUCGAAGAUUUCGAAAUUCCUCGAACCUUCGUUAAGUGGACCAUUAAUGGAGCUUGCAAAGGAUGAGACGAUUCUCGCACCACUCAAGAGCAACAACCAAUCUCUUCUUCUUAACAAUUUGAUAAAAUAUGCCGAUAAAAUGAUUCAAAACAUGAAUGACAACAUCCAGCUCUUUCCACCUGAAGUUAGUUUACUUAUGAGAUCGUUUGGCGAUACGGCAGAUGACGAAGAGACGAGAAUUCAAAGAUAUGAAAGUUUAUUUAUUGAUUGCGCUCUUGUUCCUGCUAUUUCAUUCCCGAAGACAUAUUCUCUUUUCCCUCCUACAUACAACUAUCUCCUCGAUGCUUCUGGUUCUUCUCGCGCUGUUCAACUUUUGGCUCAAAUUUUCAGGUUAAUUCUUCAUCCAUCGCAAGCCAAGCUUCGCUACGAACUAGACUAUCAAAAACUCGCCAAUCUACCAUUCGCAAACUUACUUCGCGCGAUUGCAAAUCCAUCUGAAGAUCAUUCUAACAUAAAAUGCAACGAACUACUACCACUGCUCGAGGAAAAGACAAUGUCAUUGUUAUUCUCGGUUCCCGACGUUUAUACUCUUGCAUUAGCUGUAAGAAUGAGCAAAACUACCCCAGAAUCGCUCAAACUCGCCAAGCAACUUGCUCCUAAGUAUAUAUUAGACAACAUGAAGUUACCUCUUGAGUAUUUCCGCUUUGAAACCAUUCAUACGAAUUCAUAUUUCGAACAAUCGACAGAAAGUACUGCGAUCAAGCUCCAAACAGCACCAAUAACACCUGUAACACAAGAUGCCACAGCUCUUUUCGAGUUCCUUCGUUUUGCGGAAAUAGAUUCAUUAGCUCCUAAAGAUGCAGCAAGUUUCCUUGAGCAUCAUCAACGGAAAGCUCAUCUUGAAGGAGAUUUCAUGAAGAAUACCUAUUUAAACAACAUUUUGAGGAAACUAGCCGAAGUUUCCGAUUCAAGACAGAUUUUGCCAGCGUUAGAAGACGAACUGAAUCGUCAUCGAUUAUUUAUUGCGAAAUGCCGAGACCAAAUUACUCAAAUCAUUGUUAUGAUUAACAAAAUAUCUAAUAAAAUCAAAGAACUUGGUAAACAAGGCAAACAGCUUCUUCCUAUCAUGCAUUCCAAUCUGCUUGAAUCAUUCCUCACUAGUUGUCCCGAAGUUAUCAGCGAAUUCCGCGAAAAGAAAUCAUUUAUGUUAGAUGACAAAGAAAUCUUCAGGAAUUACCUUUUUUGCGUUGAAGAUAAGAUUGUUAAGUUCCUUGGCAGCUCAUCCGAUUCAUUUUCCGAAGGCGUUGCCGCCCAUUUCCACACAUGGAUGAUGCAGCACUUGACAUUGUCCGAAUUCAAGAAGAUCCAUCCAGAAUUCGAGAAACACGACAAAAUCAUUGCGAAUGUCAACAUCACAGGCUCAAACAUCAUUGAAUCUGUUUGUUUUUCGCAAUCGCCAGCCAAAAUCAAGGAAAUCAUGAACGAAAAGAACUAUUUCGUUUACGUACACCAAGAACUAUUCGCAGCUGCUGCAAUCGAACUUCCUGUCGAAGCAGGAACUCAUAUCGCUAUGGCGAUCGAACUCAUCACUACUAUUUUCUCUCUAUCUAUAGGUGGAAUGCCACAAGCUGAUGAUAUGACUCCUAUUUUGAAUUUCGUUUUAUUCACGAGCGGAAUUCCGAAUUUGCACUCUUUCGCAAGCUAUUUACAGCAUUUCUACCACGACAUAAAUCGAAAGGAGUUCAAGAUUGUUCCUGAUCAAGUUGCAAUCGCAAUCACCCACAUAAUCAACCACGCAACUUCACUCUCUGAAAUCAUUGGAAGUAUUUAA